This is a messenger RNA of Aureobasidium namibiae CBS 147.97, 1347 nucleotides long. RefSeq names its product DUF647-domain-containing protein. NCBI's taxonomy places the organism in Eukaryota, Fungi, Ascomycota, Dothideomycetes, Dothideales, Saccotheciaceae. The transcript has 7 exons. Bases 1 to 1347 code for a protein of 448 amino acids. The record is from RefSeq and is a predicted model, not a curated record.
AUGUCAAGGAUAUCGACAAUUCAGCUGACCGAAACAGACGAGUCCGGCGAGGUUGUUGCAACGUACGUCCAGACAAACACUGCGAAACGUGACAUCACGAGGGUAGACAGAAUCGUACCUAGGAGUUCCCAGGGACUACUGAAGACACUGCUCGAUGCUUUUCUGCCAGCCGGAUAUCCUCAUUCCGUGACUGAAGACUAUCUGUCAUAUCAAAUCUACGACUCGCUUCAAGCUUUUUUCAGUUCGAUAGCUGGUCUCCUUGCUUCCAGGGCUGUGCUCGAAGGCGUUGGCGUGGGCGAUGCUUCAGCAUCCGCUACCAGUGCGCUCUUACUCUCCAUACUGCAAGAAACUAUGGGCAGAAUCGCGACGAUAAUCUUUGCUUCGCGGCUAGGAACCUCGCUGGAGCCAGAAUGUAAACUUUACCGGCUGUUGGCUGACAUACUCAAUGAUGCUGCCAUGAUUCUGGACUGCUUAUCACCAGCUUUUCCGAAACCGUUACGAGUCCUGAUACUGGCGGCCGGCAGCGUCUUGAGAUCGUUGUGCGGUGUUGCUGCUGGAAGUUCCAAAGCAAGUCUCAGUGCUCACUUUGCUCGAUGGGGAAAUCUGGGAGAGCUCAAUGCUGUAAAUUCAAGUCAAGAAACUGUAAUUUCACUGGUUGGAAUGUUGCUAGGCUGUGUGGUUGUGAAGGUGGUCCACACGCCAUUGGCAACGUGGACUACAUUGCUGCUGCUGUUGACAUUGCACCUUGCGACAAACUAUAUGGCGGUCAGAUCGGUCUGCAUGCGUACCCUGAACCGCCAACGCGCCAACAUCGUCUUUGCAUAUCUGCACGAGCACGAUCGCGUCUUGGACCCUAAGCAAGUUUCGGCCAAGGAGCGAAUCUUCGAGCAUGAUGGGAUUUUGCGCAAUGCAAACGACAAGUGCUUGGGCUACUGCAAGAUAGGAGUCCCCGCUUCUGAACUGUUGAAGCGUUUGGGAAAGACCGACAGGCUGACUAAAGCAACUAACCUCCCGGACGGGCGGCUACUGCAGCUGUUGGAUCUGUUUGAAAUGGAGAGCUACAUCGUCUACAUGGAACAUCCGUCAGACGUGGCCUGCAUCCUGUUGAAGAAGGGUAGCGACACUGCAGUUCAGUUGAAGGCCUGGUAUCAUGCCCUGCUUCUCGUGCGGCACAUCGAACAGGGUUUCGAAGGUGAGAGGGAUUCCAUGGAUGCAGUUAGACGCACGCUUGUGGCUGUCAGGACGGACUGGGAAAAGGUCCAAGCAAGGCUUGCUGAAGCAGGCUGGGAUUUGGGAACGGCAGCGCUGGAGACAACUUCGGGCUCGAGAGUCAGCAUUCAAAGGUGA